AUGUCACACAAGUAUCAUUUCGAUGUCACCAUGUCCUGUUCAGGAUGUUCUGGAGCUAUUGAACGAGUAUUAAAGAAACAAGAUGGAAUUGCCAACUAUCAAGUCUCCUUGGAGAACCAAACUGUUGAUGUUGAAACCGAUAAGGAUUACGAUACAAUUUACAAUGUAAUUCAAAAAACUGGUAAAAAGAUUAAUGGUGGGAAAGUUGUGAGUUAG
Molecule: messenger RNA, 216 nt
Organism: Lodderomyces parapsilosis
Lineage: Eukaryota; Fungi; Ascomycota; Pichiomycetes; Serinales; Debaryomycetaceae
Gene: ATX1
Product: copper metallochaperone
Exons: 1
Coding region: 1-216 (71 amino acids)
Biological process (GO): copper ion transport
Cellular component (GO): cytosol
Molecular function (GO): copper chaperone activity; metal ion binding
Source: RefSeq, a predicted model, not a curated record